CUCUACAAGGACGUCAUGAUGGACAAUCAGCCGCCCCUCACAUCACCGGAUGGAUCCAGUCAUGGGAACCCACCAGAGAGAUGUCCCCGUCCUCUGUAUUCCCGGGAUUCCACACAGGAAGGUCACACCAUCCCUCACACCAUCAUCAGAGUGGAAUCCUCGGGGAUGAUAAAAUUGAUGUUAAAGAAGAGAUAUAAAGAGGAGGAUGAAGGUAUGUGGAGUGAUGGAGGAGUUUUCAGAAGGACACAAGGAUAUGAUGGAGCCACCUAAUACCAGGAACCCACCAGAGAGAUGUCCCCGUCCUCUGUAUUCCCGGGAUUCCACACAGGAAGGUCACACCAUCCCUCACCAUCAUCAGAGUGGAAACCUGAGAGAUCCUAAAGUUGAUGUGAAAAGAAGAGAUAAAAGAGGAGGAGGAUGAGGAUGGGGGGAUGGAGGAAUCUGUACCAGGACACCAUGGUGGAGUCAUCCAGCUACAGGAACCCACCAGAGAGAUGUCCCCGUCCUCUGUAUUCCCGGGAUUCCACACAGGAAGGUCACACCAUCCUUCAUUAUUGCAAGAGUGGAGAUCCAAUCGAUAUAGAAUUUGAGGUGAAAGCAGAAGAAGAAGAGGCGUAUGUGAGGGAUGAUCAGCAGUCUAUGGAGGAGGAUGGAAUAACGGGGACAUUUAUAGAGGAGGACACUCCUACAGAGAUCAGCACA
Molecule: messenger RNA, 702 nt
Organism: Staurois parvus
Lineage: Eukaryota; Metazoa; Chordata; Amphibia; Anura; Ranidae
Source: the annotation of a GenBank genome assembly